GGCGGGCUGCGCCGGGCGCAUGCGCGGAGGCGGCCGGCGCGGGGUGAGGGGAGGGGGUGCGGGGGGUAGGCGGUGGCGCGAUGGCGGCGGCCCUGGCGCUGCUCUGGCUUCUGGCGUUGCCGCUGCCCGAUGGCGCCCGCGGCUCGGAGGCUGCGGGGACGGCGGAGUCGCCGGGCGGCGCGGGCCCCGGGGAGCGGUUUAAGAUCGAGGGCCGGGCCGUGGUGCCCGGCGUGAAGCCGCAGGACUGGAUCGCGGGGGCCCGGGUGCUGGUGGACGGGGAGGAGCACGUCGGCUUCCUGAAGACCGAUGGAAGUUUUGUGGUUCACGAUGUACCUUCAGGAUCUUACGUAGUGGAAGUUAUAUCCCCUGCUCAUAAAUUUGAGCCUGUGCGAGUUGACAUAACUUCAAAAGGCAAAAUGAGAGCAAGAUACGUGAAUUACAUCAAAACCUCUGAAGUCGUCAGGCUGCCAUACCCACUGCAGAUGAAAUCUUCUGGACCUCCUUCUUACUUUAUAAAGAGAGAAUCUUGGGGAUGGACAGAUUUCCUCAUGAACCCUAUGGUGAUGAUGAUGGUUCUUCCAUUACUGAUAUUUGUGCUUUUGCCUAAAGUUGUCAACACCAGUGAUCCUGAUAUGAGACGGGAAAUGGAGCAGUCAAUGAACAUGCUGAAUUCCAACCAUGAGCUGCCAGAUGUCUCUGAAUUCAUGACAAGACUUUUCUCUUCAAAAUCUUCCAGCAAGUCUGGUAGUAGCAGCAGUAAAGCAGGGAAAAGUAGUUCUGGGAAAAGGAGGUAGUUAAGUGUUCCUCCUAAGCCUGAGUUUGCACAACUGUUUGUUAUGUGGUAUCAUGUUUAUUUGUCUUGAAAGAUCAAAAAGCCACUACUGUAAAUCUUAAUCAGGCACAAAAUACGGUAUGCUACAACUGUGGUGUGUAGCUUUUUUUAGUCUAUAUAAGCUGUUUUGUACUUGACAGUGAGCAAAAGAGGACAUGGCUUCAAUCCUGUAUCUGUAUAAAGUUAUUGAUGAUACUGAAUUAACUAUGUUGUUCUGUAGAGAAUUAUUAUAAAUUAUAUGAUGUGCUAAAGAGUAAUGAAUGUCUUAUUAUAAGACAAUGUAUGAAAAGAAAUUCAAAGAUAAUAGAAAUGGAGUUCAGUCUUAAGAUGGCUUUAAUGUUUCACACUUUCUGUAGAGUUCUGAAGUGAACAAAUUUCCUUUGAAAAUUGAGUUGUGGGUUUACUAAGUUGCUGUAUCAGCUGGUCAUAUAUGUUACAUAUAAAAUAAUUUUAUUUUACAUUGUUUGCUGCAUGUACACUUCUGUUCAAGGACUUUCCACUUUUUAUUGCCCAGUUUUAUUCUGAUCUACUUUCUGCUAAAAACUCUUUGCGAGGGGGAAAAGCAGAGCAUCCUGCAUCAGAAAGUCUUCUAAGCUCUAUAAGGUUAAUUAUGAAUCUAAGGUAUCUGUAUAACAUGAUGAAUAUUUAUCUUGGAUCUUUCAUUUCUAAAUCACAUGUAUCACUUCUUCAGCACUUUUGGUUUCUACUGUUUUCAGUGUGCUGUGCAUUCAUCUUAUCAAUGGUAAGAUUUGAGGCCAAAUACAGAACAAAAUGUUAAAAAUUGAAGGAAAGACCUAAAAGUAUAGUAGGAAGGUAAAUCCCACUCAGUUUUAAAAUUAUGUUCCAAAGUAUAUGACUAUCUCUAGGUAUGCUGUGUCACUGGCAAAACUUUGAGCAUGCCUGUGUGCCUGUACUACAAUAUUUUUUCAAGCUGUCCAGUAACUUCAGAGAAAAGUUGAGAAAAUUGACCUUUUUUCACUAGAUGAACAUUUGCAAAUUAAAAUGACAGCAAUACCCACCAAACACACUAACAACUGUCUGAAAGUCUUUUUUUGUUGUCUGUUUGGGGGGUUUUUUGGUUUUAGCAUAAAUGCUGUUCUUUUCCAUUUUUACAGUUGCUAACUUCUUAGUGUCUGUGCAGUAUAGGUAAUGUAUAUCUGAUUCCAAAAAUGGUAUUUAACAUUCACCUAAAGUACACAUGAAGCAAGAUCAAUUCUAAUGCAGUACAAUUUGUUCUUCCAAACACAUAGGAAGACUAUAAAUGGUCUUAAAAUACAUACUUAGAAGUAUGCUCUGAAACAUAAAAGCUGCAAAAGAGUAAGUACUCAUUCAUAGGAUUAAUUCAAAUUUUAAGAUGUUGGAGAAGAAAUAAACCAGUAUUUUUUGGACAAUGAAAGCUUUCAGUCUUUGUAAAGUAAGCUGCACAUUUUUAAUCUUGGUUUUGUUUUGCUUGAGUGGUCUUUUUGUUUUGUAUAUUAAGUAAAAUAUAACCAACAGAGACAGGAGGAUUUUUGGAUAUUCUUGUUGGAAGGGUUUACUGAAAUGGGUUGCCUCAACAACUCAAAACAAACAAACUACGAAACAAACAACUAAAAAAAAAACCCCAAACCCAAAACCCAACCCCUUCUCUUUCAGCAGCAUCUUACUGAAAAAUUCAUAGGAAAACCAGGGAGCAGUUCUUCAAAAAUUGAGCAAUUAGCUUUGUUACUAUGCUGUCCUGGAAAGUACAAGCCACAAGUUACUUUUGUUUAACAGUAAUUGGAAUGACAAUUAAAUUGCAUUAACUUGUUUUAA
Tyto alba (common barn owl) is the source of this 2626-nucleotide messenger RNA. RefSeq names its product ER membrane protein complex subunit 7 (gene EMC7). Gene Ontology annotation, cellular component: EMC complex. The record is from RefSeq and is a predicted model, not a curated record. Gene Ontology annotation, molecular function: carbohydrate binding. NCBI's taxonomy places the organism in Eukaryota, Metazoa, Chordata, Aves, Strigiformes, Tytonidae. The coding region runs from base 81 to 794 and encodes 237 amino acids. The transcript is spliced from 5 exons.